AUGCAAGCGGGAACGGAGGUGCAAGGGAGAAAGCAGCAGGCUGUGUUGGCACUGCUCCACGCCCCUCCUUCCCCACAGCACCUGCCGCGCCAGCAGCAGUCAGCGGCACAUGCACACCAGCAGCAACAGCAGCAGCAGCAGCAGCAGCAGCAGUCAACGGCACAGGCACACCAGCAGCAGUCAGCGGCACAGGCACAAGGAGCCCCGGAGCAGGCAAGGCAUGUGGCACGUGGGGGGCACGCAGGUGCGGCGCUGCAUGGAGGGGCCACCCCCCACUGCCUCCAUGCUGCCACUGCCCAUUCACCCCCCCCUACUGCCCGGCACCAUGCGCUGCAUGGAGGUGCCACCCCCCACUGCCUGCACGCUGCCGCUGCCCACUCACCCCCCUCAUCUGCCCGCCACUUGUUUCACCCUCCGUAA
Molecule: messenger RNA, 420 nt
Organism: Closterium sp. Naga37s-1
Lineage: Eukaryota; Viridiplantae; Streptophyta; Zygnematophyceae; Desmidiales; Closteriaceae
Source: the annotation of a GenBank genome assembly